AAAUUCGCCUCCACCGCAACAGGUCUAAACCGCCUGGGCUAACGCGACGGGCCGAAGAAGACGCUUCUGAAGAGCAGCAGCCGAAGAGACCAGUGAGUGACAUUGACUCCGCGAAGAAACACGCACCGUCAACCAAUCGCGAAAAAGUUUGUUAGCCCCUGCAUCUGAGCAAGUUCAGAAAUCCAUUCGAAAGAUCGCAUUAACAAGCUGGCAUGCAGUUACUGUACUUAAUUAUAACAGGAAUCGUCCUCCAGAUAUGCUACGCAGGUGACGAUGGAACCGGCGAAUCGGAUGGAGACACUUCGAGAAAAAUUCUCGGCUCCAGUGUGGUAACCUCCGUAUCAGUGGUGAUGGACACCGCCAAUAAGAAGCACACCAUUUUCACGGAUGCAAUCGGGAGGCCUCAAUCCAAACCCAGCAAUCCAUCAGAACUGGCCAGUCCCAUCGACCUCCUCAAUCCUGAUCGCUACGAGUUCUACACCUUUGACGAUCAUGGCGAUCUGGUGAAACGCCUGAUGUCUUUGGAGGAAAUCCGCAGUAUAAUUGCAACUGGAGAUGGCGACGUUCUUGAUCUCGACUCCUUCACAUCGCAAGAUUUCCUUCCGGAAAAACGCGUCAGCGACGUUGUAACCAACGUCCAAAGCGUGGUCAAGGAUGAAAUGGAGGUCCUGAAGGACUCGCUAACCAAACCCAUGUUUGAUACUCCCGAUGUGAGCGACUCUUGGAGCAUGAUCCUACCGGCUGUAUUCGGGAAUUCUGGCGAAGACAUCAAGCCUGAACGGCCAAUUGGUUUUGUCACCCCUGAUACCAUCAUGUUGGAGCCGUCCAGUGCUGCCAGCACUCGAAGGCCCGUCACUUUGUCCACUCCCAUUUAUUACAGCAGCUCCUCACCUUUGCUUACCACUAGAUCCGCAACUGAGCCAGCGAUCAAUGUGCAGAUUAUUGCGAACAGUGAAGCUGAAGGCCCAGGAGCAGCUGACCAUGUUGCGCUGCAGACAAGUGAAGCGCCCACCAGAUCUACAGUCCCUCCACGAACCAGCGCGGCCCUAGUGCGCACCUCCACCGCCACUCAACAGGCUCCGCCCACAACAACACCAAGUCCACCAUCGACAUCUUCAACCUCCACCACUCUGCAACCAAUCACAAGCACGAAAGAGCCCACAAAGACUACAAGCGCCUUGAAACCUCUCCCCAACAUCUUCGGCCUGCCUCCGUUGGAGACCUUCAGGCCGCCCACCACGUCCACACACCCACCCCGCCCCACUCACAACAUUUUCGGGUUGCCCCUCACCAGCUCUACGCUUCCACCGCUGUCCUCCACUCCUCCUCAAAAUAAAACCGAAUAUCCCACGCAAGCAACCACUUGGAGGCCCACGCCUGGGCUGUUCAGCGCGUUUAAAGAAAUGCUGGCGCAAACUACUACUCAUAUGGAGCCGGAGGAGGCCACAACUACCACCAAUUGGGAGACGACAGAGCUGCCCACCACUACUGAGCAGGAAACGAAAAUGCCGCCCCUUCUGAGCGCUCUGGACGAGGCCCAGAAGCUGUCCGCCUCCGAAAUGCUCAACAAUCUGCUGUGGACGACCAAUAUUUACGAAAUCAACACCGAGUUGGCUGCUGCGCAGCCCAAUGCCUCGCUAGUGGAGCCGGAUCAGCGCUUUGACACGUCUGAUAGCGCUUCAGAAGUGCAAACGACCACUCUGGAAGGCUUGGAGACAUCCACUCAGUCUCCCAGCGAAACUUCUUUCUCGACUUUAACACCUGUUAGUAACGAUGUUGGUUUAGCAGCGACUACAGAAGAUGGGGAGUUGACUGAAGCUGCGCCCACUGAAGAGGAGGGCACGGAUCUGAGUAGGCAGGAGGACAUUGAGUUGGGCACCUCCACAACAACAGAACUGCCCACCUCCAGCCCUCUGGAGGCCGCUAGCAACCUCAACAGCUCAGUGGAGCAGCUGCUGGCCCAAGUGAAUAACCAGCCGGCCGCUCUGAGCGGCUUUCAGUUCACUGAGGCUCAGAGCGCCUCUACUCAGCAGCAGCAGGAGACAACCACCUACUACUACGUGGUCAUGACUAAAUCAAAGCCCGCCAAGGCGGACCUCAGCUUGGAACAAGCCAUUAUUGCCGAGGAGAUGAAGAAUGCGUCCCUGGUGCAGCUGGAGGUUGCAACUGAGACCAUUCAGAAUAGCUCUGAAGCCCCCACCAGCACUCAGGAAGAGAGUGAGGCUACAACUACUGAAGGGUUCACUACGGAGGGUUCCACACAGGAAAUCGCAACUAAGACCAUUCCCAAACCUUCGAUAGUCAUCACGGUGAACCCGAAUGGGACUUUGGUCACCGAAAGUGGACACCUGGUGGCCAACCACUCGUUGUCCAACCCAAAUUGGACCUUGGUGUCCACCGUAGCCCCCCAGCAGGCUUUGAACCUGCCGCCCCCUACUCUGCCCUAUCCAGAGGCAGUGGCUCCUAAUCCAGUGGACCUGGAGGCAAAACCAAUGCAAGGCUUCGGGCUGGAAGAGAGCACCGCCUCUUUGGAUGUGGACGUGCAUCAGUUCAUCCAGCUGUGCAACGAACUGGCCUUCGGGUUCUGGAAAACGGUAACGACAGGCCUGAGUUCGGCCCGAAGCGUUUUUGUGUCGCCCUUCGCCGCCACCUCCAUGCUAGCGAUGGUGUUCCUAGGCGCCAAAGGAUCCACCUCCGAAGAAAUGAACGAGAUCCUCAAGCUGGAUGACAUGGUAACCUUCAAUCCGCAUCUCACCUUCAAGGGGGUGAGCGAGUCGCUGACUAGUGAGCCGGGGUCGGGAGUGGCCACCACCGCCAUCAUCAGGGAGUUGUUCAGCGACCGCAGCAAAGGCAAGCUGCUGGACUUUUACAAGAAUAGAGUGAGGGCGUUUUAUGAUGGGUUUGUGGAGGAGGUGGGAUAUCGGGAGAUUGGGGACGUGAUCCGGCGCAGGUCCAAUCUGCUGGUGAAGAAGUUGACCAAUGGCAAGUACCCGCAGUUCUUCGGCGACGCCUCCAUCACCGCCCGUCCCCCUCUUAGUGGAGUGAGCAUCAACAUUUUCGAAACCGAUUGUUCGCAAACUGCAACCGAAGGCCGCGACGGCGAGCUCCAUUUCAUAGUCUUCCCAUCCAUCAAGCAGCGCCGUUUGGUUCCCGUACCAGCUGUAGUUUACAAGGCCGGGUUCCUGGCUGGAUACGAGCCCAGUCUGGACGCCACCGCAGUCUCCAUUGGGGGAAAGGACCAAGUGGUGAGCACCAUCCUGGUGAUCCCCGGCCAGCAAGGCAUUGCCGCCCCUGGAGACGGUUUGGCCAGGCUGGAAAAGCGCCUGGUGGAGAGCUCCUUCAAAAAAGGCGCUUGGUCCAGACUGCUGCGCUCCCUGAUCCCGCGGCCGGGGCUGGAGGUGCAAAUUCCUCGGUUCUCCCACAAGUCGGUCAUCAAUGCCACCCACACGCUGCAGCGCAUGGGGCUGCACCAGCUCUUCAAUCCUGCUACUGCUGAUCUGCGCGGCCUGAAUGGCGUGGCAAACGAGCUGCAUCUGUCGGAUGUGCUGCAGGUGAAUCAGUUCGCCACCUGUGGGGAGAAGCGGUCAGAGGACGCGCACCAUUCCGAAGUGUAUCCUGCUACCACUGUGCGCGCCAGGUCGGCCAGACGUUUGGAUUACAUCCCGAUUGGGGAGCAGGAUGAGCCGCGCGACUACCAGAGGGCGUUCCAUGAUCCCCUACAUGAUCCCUCCCUUCUGAAGCUGCCUCUGAAUCUACGGCCGCGCCAGGCCAGAAUCCCAGAGGUGCCUCGGCUGCGCUUCGAUCGGCCUUUCUUGUACUUUGUGCGGCACAACCCCACGGGGCUCAUUCUGCACAUGGGGCGGUUCAACCCCCGGCUGCUUCCAUGAGGGGACGGACCGCGCCUCUACUUAGUGGGUAAAUUAGUAAAUUAUUGGUAGGCCACUUUGGAGCGUCCGGCACAAGAAGACUGUAAAUUCAUUCAUUUGUAUGCUUAAUUCCGCCCGCUGGGGCGGAAUUGUGAUUGUAAAUAACGCAAAAUUACUUAGGUUAGGCUUUAUGUUAAGGGCAACUGAUUGUAAUUUAUUGAAGUAAUUUCUAAUAAAUGAAAUGUGUGGGA
This is a messenger RNA of Dendroctonus ponderosae (mountain pine beetle), 4117 nucleotides long. RefSeq lists its product as uncharacterized. The coding region runs from base 213 to 3887 and encodes 1224 amino acids. Gene Ontology annotation, molecular function: serine-type endopeptidase inhibitor activity. The record is from RefSeq and is a predicted model, not a curated record. The transcript has 7 exons. NCBI's taxonomy places the organism in Eukaryota, Metazoa, Arthropoda, Insecta, Coleoptera, Curculionidae.